AGUUUUGCACUCUCUCUAUACGUGUUUUGCUAUGGCUGACAUGUGGUGUGUUUGUUUCGACUGCGAGGGCGUGCUGGUCGGCGAGGCCUGGUUAGAGCUCCAGAAGAAGACCGGUCUCGAGGGGUUGAAGUUGACCACCAAGGACGAGCCCGAUUACGAUAAGUUGAUGAUGCACCGCAUCAAAAUACUCAGAGAAAACGGUGUGAAAUUAGACGAUAUGAAACAGGUAGUCGAGACCAUGGAGCCCCUCGAGGGCGCUGUCGAGACCAUCUCCUGGCUAUACCCCUACUGCCCACGGAUCAUUAUCCUCACCGAUACCUUCCAGAACUACGCCCAACCUCUCUUCAACAAACUCGGUCAAUGCACUGUUUUCUGCCACGCUGUUGCUGUUGAUUCUGAUGGGUACAUCGAAAAGCAUGUGCUUCGUCUCAAGGACCAAAAACGCAAGUCGGUGGAAGCCCUCAAAGGUUUGAAUUUCAAAACCGUUGCUAUAGGGGACAGCUAUAAUGAUAUUUCUAUGCUGAAAGCGGCCGAUAAGGGCAUUCUCUUCCGACCUGGUCAGAAGGUUCUGGAAGAUUUUCCCGAGUUCCCAGUGGUCUGGGAUCAUGCGGCACUCCGUGAACUAUUAGCUGAGAUAAUGAAUCUACCUAAGCCUGUCACCAAUGGUCAGUGAUGUUAUUAUCAGAGCUCAAUGCUCGACUCAUGAUAACUUUUUCGGUUUUCUAUUUCUA
Perkinsus marinus ATCC 50983 is the source of this 731-nucleotide messenger RNA. RefSeq names its product Phosphoserine phosphatase, putative. The coding region runs from base 32 to 673 and encodes 213 amino acids. The transcript is spliced from 3 exons. Gene Ontology annotation, biological process: L-serine biosynthetic process; dephosphorylation. Gene Ontology annotation, molecular function: magnesium ion binding. The record is from RefSeq and is a predicted model, not a curated record. Gene Ontology annotation, cellular component: cytoplasm. NCBI's taxonomy places the organism in Eukaryota, Perkinsozoa, Perkinsida, Perkinsidae.